Molecule: messenger RNA, 1698 nt
Organism: Penicillium samsonianum
Lineage: Eukaryota; Fungi; Ascomycota; Eurotiomycetes; Eurotiales; Aspergillaceae
Exons: 1
Coding region: 1-1698 (565 amino acids)
Biological process (GO): retrograde transport, endosome to Golgi; Golgi to lysosome transport
Cellular component (GO): endosome membrane; nucleus
Molecular function (GO): NF-kappaB binding; small GTPase binding
Source: RefSeq, a predicted model, not a curated record
AUGCUACCUGAAGUGCGAGAUGUGGCGGCUCUUGAGUUAUGGGAAGCCGUCAGGAUAGGCUGCAUCGACCGUGUUGAGUCUUUUUUAGCUGCCGGUGUCGACCCAAAUGCACGAUUUGACAACCUAGAUUCUGUUUUCUCGGGAGUCGCCGAGGACUGGGCUAGUGAAGAGAAAACUGCACCUCCUUUGUUCCAUUUCGACCUGACUGAACUACCCGCCCUUCGCCGAGCCGCGGGGGAGUCCGAAAGCGCUGACGGCUAUAUUGAUAAGCCCAAAGCCACGGAUCUUAUGACUGCCUUGCUCCAGCAUGGCGCUGACCCGUAUGUGCUGUAUCGGCAGCCGAUCCUCAAAUAUAGAUAUGUCGGUCUUUACCCUGGGAAGCCAAGAGACGCAGAAGUAGAUGACGAGGCGUCAGAGCUUGAUCAAGUGGGAUUCGCCUGCAGGGGCAUCGUCGAAAAAGCCCUACGACUCGAACGUAAACGGCGCCAUCUCGAGCAAGGAGUGUACAAUCCCAAUCUGGACGAAUUCAUAAGAGAUUUUGAAGGCAGUCUUGAUGAUUGUAUUGAGUAUCUGGAUCUGCCCGUUAAUUACGGGGUGCGCAGUGUCAUUCAUGUACUACUUGAGAGCGGCAUGUUCGUCCAGCCUAUAUUCGACUUUCUGGGGGACACGCUGGAUGUAGAGCGACGAGAUCCCCAGGGUCGCACACUAUUUCUUGCGGCCUGUCGGAGCCUAGUAGGUCCAGAUGCUGCAACCAGUAGUGUCUAUGGUGGUCUCAGCAAAAUACCAUAUGACACUGGAAUCCACGAAAACCCUUACCCUCAACCAGACAAUCCGUGGAGGGGGUUUGAAGGCAAGAACUCGAAGGCUUGCGCUGGCCCAACCUUUCUCUCGUUUUUCAUGUCACGCGGAGCCAAUCUACUGGCAGUUGACAAUUAUGGAAAAAACGCCCUUCACCAGCUGUUUACCUAUACCGAUUCCACUUGGACAACCUUACCACCACCUAUCGAUACUACACUUGCGCAACUGAUUAAAAACUGUUCCAGCCUUAUAAAUCAGCCUGACAAGGCUGGUUUGUACCCUUUGCAUCUUGCUAUCUGGCGAAUGAACUCUAUUAUGCUCCCAGAGCCAGAAGGUCCGGAAUCAAUCUAUCAUUUCGAAACCGCGGUGGAUUCCCUUCUCGCUGCGAACGCCAAUACUCUUGUUGUGGAUGGGCGCGGAAACACCGUUCUUCACUACCUCGCUGGUAGUAGACUAGGAGAAAGGGAUCGAAUGGGUGAUGAGCAAAGGCGUCUUCUUCGGGGAUUUCUCAAGGACGGUGUUGACCCCAAAGCACGUAAUGCGGAAGGCAUGACAGCCCUGGAGAUCUUCUGCACGGUCAGCCACGAUGGAUUCGGUGAUGAGGAUUCUUAUAACCGAUAUUUUGCCAUUGGUCAAGAUGUCAUCGAUCAAUUCUCAAGGGCCGGCUACAACAUCCAGGAGACGAAUGCAAAAGGGCAGACGCUGCUGCAUUUUGUUGCUGGGCUCACCUCGCCUGUGUUCGAAUCUUUGGCUGCGUGGCCCUGGUUUCAACUUCUCCGGUCUAAGGGACUUGAUCCUAUGGCGAAAGACGGAGAAGGCAAGACUCCAAUCGACAUUGCAGAGGAUAACGAGAGUAUCAAUGUUUGGUGGCAGGAGGAACGUGAAUCUAUGUCCGCAUAA